GGGGGAAGGAACCAUCCCAGGGGAGCUGACAGCAGGAUUCUGGUAGAGGAGGGCCCGUGACAAUACCGUAGGAGCCAUGGAGACGGCAAUGUGCGUGUGCUCCCCGUGCUGCACGUGGCAGAGGUGUUGUCCCCACUCGUGCUCUUGUCUGUGCUGCAAGUUCCUCUUCACCUCCGAGCGGAACUGCACCUGCUUCCCCUGCCCUUACAAGGACGAGCGGAACUGCCAGUGCUGCCACUGCACCUGCGCCGAGAACCCCAACUGCCACUGGUGCUGCUGCUCCUGGGCCAACGACCCCAACUGCAAGUGCUGCUGCACCACCAGCAGCAACGUCAAGUGCUACUACUACGAGAGCCGCUGCUGCCGCAAUGCCACCAUCACCUUCCACAAGGGCCGCCUCAGGACCAUCCGCAUCUCCUCCAAAACCGCCCUGCGCGUCGGGAGCAGUGACACCCAGGUGGGGGAUGUCAAGACGACGAUGGCAGGGAAGAGCCACCUGGUCGACCACCUGUCGUGCCCCACGUGCAACCGGCUGCGCCUGCACUCGUUCAUGCUGCCCUGCAACCACAGCCUGUGCGAGAAGUGCCUGCGGCAGCUGCAGAAGCACGCCGAGGUCACGGAGAACUUCUUCAUCCUCGUCUGCCCGGUGUGCAACCACUCGCACUGCAUGCCCUACAGCCACAAGAUGCAGCUGCCCGAGAACUACCUGCGCGGGCGCCUCACCAAGCGCUACAUGCAGGAGCACGGCUACCUCAAGUGGCGCUUCGACCGCUCCACCGGGCCCACCCUCUGCCAGGUCUGCCGCAGCCGGCGCAUCGCCUACAAGCGCUGCAUCACCUGCCGCCUCAACCUGUGCAACGACUGCCUCAAGACCUUCCACUCGGAUGUGGCCAUGCAGGACCACGUCUUCGUGGACACGAGCACCGAGGACCAGGACGAGAAGGUGUGCAUCCACCACCCGUCCAGCCGCAUCGUGGAGUACUGCCGCCACGACAACCAGCUGCUCUGCACCUUCUGCAAGAUGGCCUUCCACAACGGCCACGACACCGUCAGCCUCAUCGACGCCUGCUCCGAGAGGUCGGCCGCGCUCUUCAGUGCCAUCGCCAAGUACAAAGCAGUCCGAUAUGAAAUUGAUAAUGACCUAAUGGAAUUCAACAUUUUAAAAAGCAGCUUUAAAGCUGACAAGGAGGCAAAGCGAAAAGAGAUCAGAAGUGGGUUUCUCAAGCUGCGCAGCAUUCUACAGGAGAAGGAGAAGCUGAUCAUGGAGCAGGUGGAGAAUCUAGAAGUGUCCAGGCAGGCAGAGAUCGAAAAAUAUGUGAAAAUCACAUCCAUGAAAGUGAACGAAAUGGAUGGCCUCAUCGCCUACUCCAAGGAAGCGCUCAAAGAGACGGGCCAAGUGGCAUUCCUGCAGUCUGCCAAGAUCCUGGUGGACCAGAUCGAGGACGGCAUCCAGAGCACCUACAGGCCUGACCCCCAGCUCCGGCUACACUCCUUGCACUGCAUCCCCUUGGACUUCACUGAGCUCUCCAGUGCCAUCCAUGAGCUCUUCCCUAUGGGACCCAAGAAGGUAUGCUCCUCAGGGGACUCCCUGCCCUCCCCCUAUCCCACACACUCAGAAAUGAUGAUUACCAGGAAGGUCACUUUCAGCACCCACAGCUUGGGCAACCAGCAGUUAUACCAGCGAAGCUCCUCCUUAUUGUCCUUCAACACCACCGGAGGAGAGAGAGUCAAGAUGGGUCUGGAGGCCUACGGGCGAACACAGUCCACCGCACCUGCCAAAGCCACAGACGGCCUCUACACCUACUGGAGUGCAGGGGCAGAAAACCAGUCUUUGCAGAACACCAGCAGCUUCCACAACUGGUACUCAUUCAACAACAGCUCUGUGAAAACCCCAGGCCCGAUUGUUAUCUACCAGACUCUGGUGUAUCCAAGAGCUGCCAAGGUUUACUGGACGUGCCCAACGGAAGAUGUGGACUCUUUUGAGAUGGAAUUCUACGAACUCGUGUGCUCCCCUCCCAACAACGUGCGGACGGAGCUCUGCGGACAAAUUCGGGACAUCAUGCAGCAGAGUCUGGAGCUACAUAACCUGACCCCCAACACUGAGUAUCUGUUUAAAGUCCGAGCCAUCAAUGAUAACGGCCCCGGGCAAUGGAGUGACGUCUGCAAGGUGUUAACGCCAGAUGGGCACGGGAAGAACCGAGCUAAGUGGGGCCUGCUGAAGAACAUCCAGACCGCCCUCCAGACGCGUUUCUGAGCCCCCAGCAGAGCAGGCAGCAGCCUCAAAGACACACCACAAAAUAGACAUAUAUACACACACAUGCACACUUACUUUCUCACCGCGUUCUUCAAUGAGGUUGCCGACGAUGUUCCUAGGACCGCCGAGUGUUUCAGCAGGAGUCUUCUAAGAGCUAAUAAAAGGAAACGCCU
Messenger RNA from Molossus molossus (Pallas's mastiff bat), 2427 nucleotides. It is a transcript of the gene TRIM42, whose product is annotated as tripartite motif containing 42. NCBI's taxonomy places the organism in Eukaryota, Metazoa, Chordata, Mammalia, Chiroptera, Molossidae. The transcript has 5 exons. Bases 77 to 2254 code for a protein of 725 amino acids. Gene Ontology annotation, molecular function: protein binding; zinc ion binding. The record is from RefSeq and is a predicted model, not a curated record.